AAUGAUCAGGGCACCGCGGAUGGAUGCUCCGAGAAGGACAAGGAGAAGACCGCUGGCAAGUCAUGGACGCGGGGAUGGCGACGCAAGCGUGAUGGACCGCGGCAAUGACCGAAACUAUUGCCACAAACCGCGGCGCCCGAGGGCAUUUCCUGCGGUUGUAGGCAUCUUGUUGUACAUGGUAGGGACACACGCCUUUCUUUCUCCAACAUCACCGUCAUUGAGGACCGUCGGUGUCAACCGAGGGAAGGCAAGCCCCUUGCCUCCGUCCUUCCGUCGUGAAAGCGUCGUGGUGAUGGGUAUUCCGAAGCUUUUUCGGUGGCUUGUGGAUUUGUACCCGGCGGUACAACAACGCGUGGGGGAGACGUUGGGGACGGAGACGGCGAAAGUGGAAAAUUUCUACCUGGACAUGAACGGGAUCAUCCACAUGUGCACGCACGCGAACGCGGAGGAGUUGAUCGUGCUGGACGAGCGCAAG
This is a messenger RNA of Nannochloropsis gaditana CCMP526, 475 nucleotides long. RefSeq names its product 5 -3 exoribonuclease. The record is from RefSeq and is a predicted model, not a curated record. The annotation marks the transcript as partial. Gene Ontology annotation, molecular function: RNA binding; 5'-3' RNA exonuclease activity. The transcript is spliced from 2 exons. Gene Ontology annotation, biological process: nuclear-transcribed mRNA catabolic process. Gene Ontology annotation, cellular component: nucleus.